Gekko japonicus is the source of this 870-nucleotide messenger RNA. RefSeq names its product guanine nucleotide-binding protein subunit alpha-15-like. The record is from RefSeq and is a predicted model, not a curated record. The coding region runs from base 1 to 870 and encodes 289 amino acids. NCBI's taxonomy places the organism in Eukaryota, Metazoa, Chordata, Lepidosauria, Squamata, Gekkonidae. Gene Ontology annotation, cellular component: heterotrimeric G-protein complex. The transcript is spliced from 5 exons. Gene Ontology annotation, biological process: phospholipase C-activating dopamine receptor signaling pathway; action potential; adenylate cyclase-modulating G protein-coupled receptor signaling pathway. Gene Ontology annotation, molecular function: G protein-coupled receptor binding; guanyl nucleotide binding; G-protein beta/gamma-subunit complex binding.
AUGGUCUGGUGCUCCUGCUUUCUAUCGGAAGAAGAAAAAACUGCCAUUGCCAUCGAUAAAGAAAUUAACCGGCUUCUUCAGGAGCAAAAGAAGCGUGAAAAACGGGAGCUGAAGUUACUUUUGCUGGGCACUGGAGAGAGCGGGAAAAGCACCUUCAUCAAACAGAUGCGGAUAAUCCACGGCGUGGGCUUCUCGGAAGAGGACCGGAAAGGCUUCGCCAAGGUCGUGUAUCAGAACAUCUUCUCGUGCAUCCAGGCUAUGAUCAAGGCUAUGGAGACCCUUCAGAUCUCUUUUGCUCAGUCAGAGAACGUGCGAAAUGCUCAGCUGCUCAUGGGAGUGGAUGCUUACAAAGUGACCAUGUUGGAGACGCAUCAUGUGAGGAUGCUAGAAAGCCUGUGGAAGGACCCCGGGAUCCAAGCCUGCUACCAGAGGCGUAGAGAAUAUCACUUGCUGGAUUCUACUUUUUAUUUCCUGUCCAACCUGGACCGGAUCGGGGCAGCAGGAUACAUUCCCGGCGCCCAAGACAUUUUGAGAACCCGCGUGCCGACCACUGGCAUUAAUGAGUACUGCUUUUUGGUACAAAAGGUCACCUUAAGAGUGACUUGCGAUGCGUCUGCUCUGUUUCCAGGCCCUAAGCAAGAUGCUGAAGCAGCCAAGGAGUUUGUCCUCGAAAUGUACAUGGAUGUCUACCAGCGUUCCUCGAUCCCCAGCCACAGUUCCAGUAUGCAGAUUUCCAAAGAUGCUCAUGGGCCCAGGAUCCUGUACCCUCACUACACCUGCGCUACGGACACACAGAACAUCUGCACGGUUUUUGAUGACAUCAAGGAUGUGGUGCUGGCCACCUACCUGGAGGAAUUCAAUCUGUCCUAA